AUGUACGGCAGUGCCAGAGCUGUAGGCCAUAUAGAGAGCAGCCCCGCACGGUCCCCGCGCCUGCCAAGGUCCCCCAGACUGGGCCAUCGGAGGGCCAACAGCGGGGGCGGGGGUGGUGCGGGGGGCAAGACGCUCUCCAUGGAGAACAUCCAGUCCCUCAACGCUGCCUAUGCUACUUCGGGGCCCAUGUACCUCAGUGACCACGAGGGCGUGGGCUCCACUGCCACCUACCCGAAAGGCACUAUGACUCUGGGACGCGCCACCAGCCGGGCCAUGUACGGGGGCCGCGUCACAGCCAUGGGCAGCAGUCCCAACAUCGCUUCAGUGGGGCUGCCUCAUCACGCUGACCUUCUGUCUUACAGUGACCUGGGUUCCCUCUCUAUGCUGCACCACCACCACCACCAGGGGGUGCCCUCCGCCCUGCUGAGGCAGGCGGUGCGGGGCAGCGGUGGGGAGCUGCUGGAGAUGCAGGCCCAGCUCAGGGAUAUGCAGAGGGAGAACGAGCUGCUGCGCAGAGAGCUUGACCUGAAGGACAGUAAGUUGGGAUCUUCCACCAACAGCAUCAAGAGCUUCUGGAGUCCUGAGCUGAAGAAGGAGAGGAUAAUGAGGAAAGAGGAGGCGGCUCGCACAUCAAUCCUUAAAGAGCAGAUGAGAGUCACCCACGAGGAGAACCAGCAUCUCCAGAUGACCAUCCAGGCUCUGCAGGACGAGCUGCGCACACAGCGAGACCUGAACCACCUGCUGCAGCAGGAGAGCGGCAACCGCUCCGCCUCUGAGCACUUCACCACCAUCGAGCUGACGGAGGAGAACUUCCGUCGGCUGCAGGCCGAACAUGACCGGCAGGCCAAGGAGCUCUUCUUGCUCAGAAAGACCCUGGAGGAGAUGGAGCUGAGGAUCGAGACCCAGAAACAGACUUUGGGUGCCAGAGACGAGUCCAUUAAGAAGCUGCUGGAGAUGCUGCAGAGUAAAGGGCUGCCUCCGGGGCCAGGCAGGGUGUCGGAGGAGGAGGAGCAGGAGAGAGCCAGACGCAUUGCUGAGGCAGAGGCCCAGCUCGGACACCUGGAGGUCAUUCUGGAUCAAAAGGAGAAGGAGAACAUUCAUCUGCGAGAGGAGCUGCACAGAAGAAAUCAGCUGCAUCAAGAUCCAAGCAAAACCAAGGCCCUGCAGACCAUCAUAGAGAUGAAAGACACCAAAAUUGCCUCUCUGGAGCGCAACAUUCGAGACCUGGAGGAUGAGAUCCAAAUGCUGAAGGCGAACGGCUUACUGAACACAGAGGACAGAGAGGAGGAGAUCAAACAGAUGGAGGUCUACAAGAACCACUCUAAGUUUAUGAAGACCAAGAUCGACCAGCUGAAGCAGGAGUUGUCGAAGAAGGAGUCGGAGCUGCUGGCUCUACAGACAAAACUAGAGACCCUCAACAACCAGAACUCUGACUGCAAACAGCAUAUCGAGGUGCUCAAAGAGUCUCUCACUGCCAAGGAGCAACGUGCUGCCAUCCUGCAAACAGAGGUGGAUGCCCUGCGUCUGCGUCUGGAGGAGAAAGAGUCCUUCCUGAACAAGAAAACCAAGCAGCUGCAGGAUCUGACGGAGGAGAAGGGCACUCUCGCCGGAGAAAUCAGGGACAUGAAGGACAUGCUCGAGGUCAAAGAAAGGAAGAUCAAUGUCCUGCAGAAGAAGAUUGAGAACCUGCAGGAGCAGCUACGGGACAAAGACAAGCAGCUGGGGAACCUGAAGGACAGGGUCAAGUCUCUGCAGACCGACUCCAGUAACACAGACACUGCCCUGGCCACGCUGGAGGAGGCGCUGUCUGAGAAGGAGAGAAUUAUAGAGCGUUUAAAGGACCAAAGGGAGAGGGAGGACAGAGAACGUCUGGAGGAGGUGGAGUCCUAUAAGAAGGAGAACAAGGACCUGAAGGAGAAAGUCAACAGCCUGCAGAUAGAGUUAACAGAGAAAGAGUCCAGUCUCAUCGACUUAAAGGAACACGCCUCAUCUCUGGCAUCUUCUGGUCUCAAGAAGGAUUCAAAGCUCAAGUCUCUGGAGAUCGCCAUCGAGCAGAAAAAAGAGGAGUGUAGUAAGUUGGAGACGCAGUUGCAGAAGGCCCACGAGGUGGAACAGCAGUCCGGCCCCAGGGGGAACCCGGAGUACGUGGACCGAGUGAAGCUGCUGGAGAAGGAGGUGAGCUACUACAAGGACGAGGCCAACAAGGCUCAGACGGAGGUGGAGAGGCUCCUGGACAUCCUGCGAGAGGUGGAGACCGAAAAGAAUGAUAAGGACAAGAAGAUCGCUGAGUUGGAAAGACAAGGAGGCAAAGACCAGGCUAAGAAGGGUCAAAACAUCAAGCUGGGACCACAAGGAGACAAGAAAGGCUUAGGACAAGACCCUCGUAAGGACAGCUCGAUGGACGGUGGCCACCACUUAAAGCUGGAGGAGCUGAUGAACACGCUGGAGAGGACGAGGCAGGAGCUGGAUUCCACCAAGCAGCGUCUCUCCUCCACCCAGCAGUCGCUGCAGGAGAGGGACUCCCACCUCACCAACAUGAGACAAGAGCGCAGGAAACAGCUGGAGGAGAUCCUGGAGAUGAAGCAACAAGCUCUGCUGGCAGCCAUCAGUGAGAAGGAUGCUAAUAUUGCACUGCUGGAACUGUCUGCCUCCAAUAAAAAGAAGACCCAGGAGGAGGUGCUGUCCCUCAAGAGGGAGCGGGACAAACUGAUGCACCAGCUCAAACAACAUACACAAAGCAGAAUGAAGCUGAUAGCUGACAACUACGAAGACGAGCAGUAUCACCCACACGGUCCUCACCACCCCCACCAUCAUCGUGGAGGGCCGGCCCGAGGACCCCCACAUGCUGGGCACCGCCCCGCCCCGGACCAGGAUGACGACGAGGGCAUUUGGGCAUAA
Messenger RNA from Chelmon rostratus (copperband butterflyfish), 2898 nucleotides. RefSeq names its product ELKS/RAB6-interacting/CAST family member 2 (gene erc2). Gene Ontology annotation, biological process: neuromuscular synaptic transmission; regulation of synaptic plasticity; maintenance of presynaptic active zone structure. Gene Ontology annotation, cellular component: cytoskeleton of presynaptic active zone. Gene Ontology annotation, molecular function: structural constituent of presynaptic active zone. The transcript is spliced from 16 exons. Lineage: Eukaryota; Metazoa; Chordata; Actinopteri; Chaetodontiformes; Chaetodontidae. Bases 1 to 2898 code for a protein of 965 amino acids. The record is from RefSeq and is a predicted model, not a curated record.